Messenger RNA from Cooperia oncophora, 774 nucleotides. Lineage: Eukaryota; Metazoa; Nematoda; Chromadorea; Rhabditida; Trichostrongylidae. The record is from the annotation of a GenBank genome assembly.
AUGGUUCGUCAUAAGGUGUUUCGGAACCCAUUUGGCCGUCUCUCUGCUUGCUACGCUUUUUCAAGCGCCUCCCUUCUUAUUGUAUUUCUUCUAUGGUCCGUCCCGUGGACUAUUUGGGAUGUACCGGACAACUUGCACUAUUUGAAUCUGAGGAUGGGACAAUGGAUUUUGGGUUUUUACGCGGCAGCGAUCCAUUCCAGUUUGAUCAUCGCUGUUAAUAGAUUCGUGGCAAUCUCGUUCCCGAUACAAUAUCGCACGUUUUUCACUCUUCGCACGACGUACGGUCUCAUGGCAGUGAUCGCUGCUACAUUUGUAGUCAACUGGAGCGUAACUCUAAUAAGUAAUGGUUUUCUUCGAAGUUCCCCAACGCCUUCUCGGCAUGGACUUCCAGAUGGAUGCGAUUACUUCUACAGUCAUGAUCACAUGUACUGGGCAUAUGGUAGUGAGCCGUGCGCCCAGUUUCUAUGGUAUUAUGUCGAGGUUCAAUAUAACAGCUAUGUAGCAGUAGCGGUCGCAGUGAUUGAUAGUAUUGUUAUCGUACGGUUAAGGUUGACAAAUCAGAGGAGUAUUUCGCGCAUGAAUGGAGGGCAAAGAGAAGCCGCUACACGGAACAAGAGAGAGUUCAGGUUCUUCAUGCAAUCUAUUGCCUGCUCAGGUGCUUUCCUGGUGCUGCUCGUUAUCUACUUUACGUUGGCUCCUCUUGCUACGACCGAUUUCCAAUUCUUCCUAUGCACCACGGUAGCCUGGACCUCCACUCACGCAAUUGCGGGGUAA